GAUCAUAAAAGUUAGCGCGAGCAGCAGGACUGAACAGAGGUUCUCGGGUCAACAGUGAUUGGACGGAACUUCCGCGCGCGGUUUUUCCCUCAGUUUAGACUUUAUUUUAAUCUGUUUAACAGAAAUAAACAUCAGGAGACAUGCAGGCAUCCCAGAUCCGCCAGAACUACCACUAUGACUGCGAGGCUGCGGUCAACAGGAUGGUGAACCUGGAGCUGAGCGCAUCCUACACCUACACCUCACUGGCCUUCUACUUCUGUCGGGAUGAUGUAGCCCUAGAAGGUUUCUCCCAUUUCUUCAAGGAGAACUGUCACCGUGAGCAUGCAGAGAAGUUUAUGGAGUUCCAGAACAAAAGAGGUGGACGUAUCUUCCUCCAGGAUAUUAAGAAACCUGAACGUAAUGAGUGGGGAACAGGACUGGAGGCCAUGCAGUUUGCUCUGCAGUUGGAGAAGAAGGUUAACCAGGCUCUGCUGGACCUGCACAAGAUUGCUACUGACAAGGAAGACCCUCAUCUGUGUGACUUCCUGGAGUCUCACUACCUGAAGAAACAGGUGGAGCUCAUCAAGAAGCUGGGUGAUCACAUCACCAAUCUCACCAAGAUGGACGCCUCCAACAACAAGAUGGCCGAAUACCUGUUCGACAAGCACACCCUGGAGAGCUAAACUAAAUAUUCAUAUUUACAAAUUCUAUUAUGAAAUCCACCUGAAAUAAUUGAAUAUGCAAAAUUAAAUGAAAAAGAUGAAGAGAAGUUGAAAUGUGGGGCAGAUUUACUUUGUGAUUGUCUUGUCAAACUUUAUAGCACUGCAGGACACUGUGGUGGUAUCAUAGUCAUAAUAUGCAGGUUUAAACCUAAAAGAAUCUGACAAAUAAACAUUCUGAGGUGGA
Astyanax mexicanus (Mexican tetra) is the source of this 885-nucleotide messenger RNA. Its product is annotated as ferritin, middle subunit. Gene Ontology annotation, cellular component: cytoplasm. Gene Ontology annotation, biological process: iron ion transport; intracellular iron ion homeostasis. NCBI's taxonomy places the organism in Eukaryota, Metazoa, Chordata, Actinopteri, Characiformes, Acestrorhamphidae. The transcript is spliced from 4 exons. Bases 141 to 662 code for a protein of 173 amino acids. Gene Ontology annotation, molecular function: ferric iron binding; ferrous iron binding. The record is from RefSeq and is a predicted model, not a curated record.